Molecule: messenger RNA, 519 nt
Organism: Rhizophagus irregularis DAOM 181602=DAOM 197198
Lineage: Eukaryota; Fungi; Glomeromycota; Glomeromycetes; Glomerales; Glomeraceae
Source: RefSeq, a predicted model, not a curated record
AUGUGGUUUCGACGGACUGGAAUAGUGAGUAAAUUAGAAGGAGGGUUUCCAGAUUUUUUGUAUAUACGGACUUUAAAGGGAUGCUGGGAUUUUUGUACAUGCCAGACUUUUAAAGCAAGAAGCACAAAAAGAAUUAGAAAAAAUAUUCGGGAUGCAAAGGAAAACGUUAAAAAUAUCAAAAAUCCAUAUGAACCUUUAACUACAUUACCCCUUCAAGACACUCAAUCAACAAUCAUGCAAUCUUAUUCACGAAAUGACUAUAUUCAUCCUUUACCAUCCGUUUUACAAUCAAUACAAACCUCCAUUGAUUCUUCUUAUAUAUUAUCUCCUACAAAUUUACCAAUUUCAUUUCCUAGUACCGUACCGUACUAUUCAAAUUCUACGGUACCGUCAAACAAUUGUCCACCUGAUCAAAACCCAUAUUCUCUUUCACCUGCAUACCUUUUUAAUUCUAGCUCAUUUGCCACAUCUCAUAAUAGCAGUAUAACUGCGUCCAGUACUUUGAAUUUCUCAAGUUAG